Messenger RNA from Etheostoma cragini (Arkansas darter), 4065 nucleotides. RefSeq names its product Rho guanine nucleotide exchange factor (GEF) 28a (gene arhgef28a). The coding region runs from base 171 to 3338 and encodes 1055 amino acids. The transcript is spliced from 21 exons. NCBI's taxonomy places the organism in Eukaryota, Metazoa, Chordata, Actinopteri, Perciformes, Percidae. The record is from RefSeq and is a predicted model, not a curated record. Gene Ontology annotation, biological process: regulation of Rho protein signal transduction. Gene Ontology annotation, molecular function: guanyl-nucleotide exchange factor activity.
GUGCCUGCAUCUACGCUAACCCACCAUAUUACCUGUGUUGUCCAGUUGACUCAGCAAGAAGAAAAUCAGGAUGAAUUGAAGAGGAGGAGUUGGAUAAAUACAACAUCCCGACAAAGGUGGAGUCGGAGAAGUACAAAGUAAUUCGCACCUUCAGUUUUCUCAAGAGCAGGAUGUCCAGUACGCGCAACAAGACCAAGACGAAGGGGAAGGACAGAGAGGCCAAGGAUGGGCAGCUUAAUGGACAUCGGUUUAACACCGGGUCCUGUUUGGGCCCCACCGUGUGUGUGGUGUGUGAGAAACCGGCAUCUGGAAAAGACCUGCUGCAUUGCUCCAGUUGUACUACUAUCGUCCAUAAGGGCUGUAAGGAAUCUGUCCCCCCAUGUUUGAAGAAACUUCAGGAUAAGUAUGCCGUUACCACGGUGAAAAACAGGACAGCAUCCCUCCCACAGAAUUUCACAGUGAGGGACAGUCCUCCUCAGUGUGUUGUCCCCAUCUCUACUUCUCUACCUGUCAUGAAAGACACGGCAACCCACCUAUGCCUACUCUCUGGAUCUUUCCCAAACAGUGACAGUCAGUUUAGUGAGAGUUCACAGAAAGAGUCUGAUGUCGGGAAGGUGACCAGCCGAUCAGAAGAGCUCCUGACGACUCCAUUCUCCUCGACUUCCACUGACUCAUCCUUCGGAGAAGACUGCGUGGACGCGUGCAUCCACAGUGACAUCUCGGCCGAUGCUGUGGAUUACGAGGCUGAGUCGUGGAGUCUUACUGUGGAGCACAAGUUCUGCAAGAAGCAGGACAAACGAGCUGUCAAGAGGCAGGAAGUGAUCUAUGAGCUGAUGCAGACCGAGCUUCACCACCUACAGACGCUACACAUCAUGGCCGAGGUUUUCCGGCGAGGCAUGAGGGAGGAAGUGCAGCUAGAUACAGAAGCGGUGGAGCGGGUCUUCCCAUGUCUGGACCAGCUACUUCUCUUCCACCACGCCUUCUUUGCCGCCAUGAAAGAGCGGCGACACAGCUCCGCCCAGCCCCAGGGACACAGUAACUACCUCAUCCAGCGAAUAGGGGACGUCUUGCUUCAAGAGUUUUCAGAUGAGAAUAGCGAGAAAAUGAAGCAGGUGUAUGGAGAGUUCUGCAGUCGCCACAACGAAGCGGUCAGCUUUUUCAAAGAGCUCCAGCAGCAUAACAAGAGAUUUCAGAACUUUAUUAAGCAACAAGGUAAUAAUUCUUUGGUGAGACGGAGGGAGAUCCCAGAGUGCAUUUUGCUGGUAACCCAAAGGAUUACAAAGUACCCAGUGCUCUUAGAGAGGAUCCUAAAAUAUACUCAAGAGGAAACAGAGGAGCAUGCAGACCUUUCAAAAGCACUGGUUCAGAUUCGAGAGGUGAUAGCAGCGGUGGAUCUCAGCGUCAGCGAAUACGAGCGGCAGCAGAGGUUGCAGGAAGUGUGGAACCGCAUGGAGAACCGCAGCGCAGCCAAGCUGAAGAACGGCCAUACGUUCCGCAAGCAGGACAUGAUGGGGCCGGGACAAACGCUCAAACACCAGGGCCUGCUUCUGUGGAAGACUGCCACCGGUCGACUCAAAGAUGUCUUGGCCCUCCUUCUCACAGAUGCACUCAUCUUCCUGCAAGAAAAAGACCAGAAGUUUACGUUUGCCACAGUGGAUCAGAAGCCUCCAGUCAUCGCACUGCAGAAGUUAAUAGUGCGAGAAGUAGCAAACGAAGAGAGGGGGAUGUUUUUGAUCAGCGCAUCCGCCGCCGGGCCCGAAAUGUACGAGGUCCACACAUCAUCCAAAGAGGAACGGAACACCUGGAUGAGGCUCAUUAGAGAAGCUGUAGAGAGCUGUCCGGAGGAAGAAGAAGAAUACACAAGUGAAUCUGAAGAGGAGAAGCGAGCUGCCGAGGCCCGGAUUCAGAAGAUCAAUAAGUUACAAGAGAGUCUGCUGAGCCAAGACCAGCGGAUCUGCUCCAGCCUGGAGGAGAAGCUGCAGGUCUACGCAGAGCUCGCUGCUCUGAGUGGGAGGAUGGACCGCUCGCUAGUCCCACCGCGCCUGCUCGUCCAGCCGCACUCCGAGGAGCUGCCCCAGGCCACCGUGUUGCUGGCUGCAGCUCUGCAAGAGGCUAAGAACCUGAAAGCAACACUGUCAUCCAAGGCCUGUUUUCCAUCGAGCCCCAGCCCGGACUCGGACACCGACUCUGUGUUUCCUGUCAGCCCCGCUACGCUUGUAGAGCCCCCCUCAGACUGGCUCUCAGAGGCCCUUGAGCUUCAGUCCCCACCUCUCUUGCAAAAAACAGACACAAAUGACAUCGACUUUAAGAUUGCUCAAAGUGUCCAAAGUCUGACCCAGUUACUCUACAGUCUGCAGGCCACAGUGACCAUCCAGGACAGCUGCUGUGAGGUCCAGAGGCUCCUUCUCCAAGAGACUGGGCGUCCUUCCCCUCGCGGCCAGCGGCUGCACCUUCCGAGUAUCCGGGGCAACACCCUACAAGAACAGGAGAAGCAGCGUAACCUGGAGAAGCGGAAGGAGGAGGUGGUGGCGGCUCAGCGGCUCCAGAACCAACUGCGCCAAGAGAAGGAGCGCUGGGAGAGGGAGUGCCAGGCCAGGGAGAGCCAGCAGGGGGAGCAGGAGAGCAGGCUGGAGGAGAGGGAAAGGCAGUGCCUCCUGGAGACGGAGAGGCUGAGGCGCGAGAGGGACGAGUUGGACGAGCAGCUGGAGGAGUACCAGCAGAGCCUGGAGCGGCUCAGAGAGGGCCAGAGAAACGUGGAGAGGGAGCGCGAGCGUCUGGAGAACCAGCAAAAGCUGCUCCAGACCUGGAAACACAGCCGGCAGAGGAGUCUGCCCACUGUGAUUCCUCCUAUGGUCAUCCCUCUAGAUGGGCUGCAGGACUCGACACCAAGUCAGUCCAGAGACCACGCCGGUAACGGCUCCGUGUUUGUGAAUGAGGCAGCUUUUGCCGGCACCAGCGUCAACAAUCGCGACGCCCACCAUAAAAGAAAUGACUCCAACGCGCACAAUUGUCUCAACACCCUGCUGGCAAGAUCCAACAGCAGACAUGGCUCCAUUGCUAAGGCUCCCCACCAUCCACACUCGCACUCCCAGGGGUGGAUGAUGGGGACAGGAUACCUGUGUAGCCCUGCAGGGAGGCUGGGGCUGCAGCAAACAGCCACUGAUCUUGACAGUCACAGCUACAUCGGCGAGACCUGGUCGUCAACAGCAAGUGGAGUAAACCCCUAUCCGGUGCUCCCACAUCCCUGUGACCCUCAGCUGGACCUCAGUGCACUGGUUUCCUUGGAGACUGACAGCGGAGGGGAGGAGGGCAGUGAGGAAACCAUUGUGUACCUCUGAAUGUUGAUACAUUUCAGACUCUAAACAGCCAACCCAGCACUUGGAAAAAAAACAUUCAUGAAGCAUCAGAAUUGGAUCCAGGGUUUGCUUCAGAAAGCAUUUCUCUCUAUAACAGUUUUUUGUUAUGUUUUUCUUUUCUAUAUUUGAAAGAUCUUUUGUGGUAUUUUUGUAAUUGUAAUUUUACUGGAAAUACAGAGAGACACAGAGAUAAAGAAGGUUGUUUCAGACUCAAUCUCACGUGUCAUGCACCUUAGCUUGAGGCACCACUGGGUGUCCUCUUUAGUGUGUGUGUGUUUGUGUGCGUGCGUGCGUGUGUGUGUGCGUGCAUGUUUGUGCGUACGUGUGUGUGCGUGUAGUCUUCAUUGACUGGGUCCCUGCAGCUACUCCUUCUUCUCUUUUCCCGUCAUUACUUCUUACUGACCCUCCCUUAGUGCCUUUCUCAGGUUACUCACAUCUUGUCUCUGAAUGCCAUAUUUGUUCAAUUUACGACAAAAGAGGAGAAAAAGCGUGUACCCAGUAGAAGCUGGCUGUUUCUCUCUAGCGGGUGAUUGUCUUGCCAUGGAGCAAACUGCCCCUCUUUCAUUUCUCAGACAGGCUCUGUUAAUGUACAUAACCCGAAGCACAGAGUUGAAACAUGAGGUGCGACAGCAUCAGUCAUGCUUUUUUUAGACCACUGCCUAUAGCCAUCAUUAAUUUCUUUUUAUUUAUAGCGUGUCUAUCUUGUUAA